AUGCCGCUGAACCUUUUUGGUAGUCACAAGAAAACUAACUCUGGAUCAGCUUCUUCCUCAGCCGCAGCAACGGCAGCUUCAGAUUCAACAUCGGGUCAAAAACCAACACACAAUAACUCUGGAUCUCAUGGAAAAUCACCUGCACCAGCAUCAAAUACUGGGUCAGGAUCAUCUGGCUCAGGAUCAAGACAAGGAUCUAGUUCAUCAGGUUCAGGAUCAUCUGGUUCAGGUUCAUCGGGAUCAGUAGCUUCAGACUCAUCAUCUGCACCUGCACUAGCAUCAAAUACUGGAUCUCACAAGAAAACUAACUCUGGAUCAGCUUCUUCCUCAGCCGCAGCAACGGCAGCUUCAGAUUCAACAUCGGGUCAAAAACCAACACACAAUAACUCUGGAUCUCAUGGAAAAUCACCUGCACCAGCAUCAAAUACUGGGUCAGGAUCAUCUGGCUCAGGAUCAAGACAAGGAUCUAGUUCAUCAGGUUCAGGAUCAUCUGGUUCAGUCAGCAGAAUUUCGCAAAUUGAAGAAUCAUAA
This is a messenger RNA of Tetranychus urticae (two-spotted spider mite), 531 nucleotides long. The record is from RefSeq and is a predicted model, not a curated record. NCBI's taxonomy places the organism in Eukaryota, Metazoa, Arthropoda, Arachnida, Trombidiformes, Tetranychidae.